This is a messenger RNA of Gasterosteus aculeatus aculeatus (three-spined stickleback), 3375 nucleotides long. RefSeq names its product zinc finger and BTB domain containing 49 (gene zbtb49). Gene Ontology annotation, biological process: regulation of transcription by RNA polymerase II. Gene Ontology annotation, molecular function: DNA-binding transcription factor activity, RNA polymerase II-specific; protein binding. The record is from RefSeq and is a predicted model, not a curated record. Gene Ontology annotation, cellular component: nucleus. Lineage: Eukaryota; Metazoa; Chordata; Actinopteri; Perciformes; Gasterosteidae.
AGGCGACGUGAAAUAUUGGUUGUACUGGGAGGAAGUGACGUCUUUGUGCUGAAUAAAGUGACCCAUCAUCCACAUAAGAGGUUGACUUCUUCGAUAAAGUGUUUUGAUGGAGAAGUUGGGUCUGGGCGGUUGAGCAGAUGAUUGACCAUGGACACCCUGUCCAGCCACAGCUCCUACCUCCUGCAGCAGCUCCAAGAGCAGAGGAUUCAGGGUCUGCUCUGUGACUGCAUGCUGGUGGUCAAAGGUGUCUGCUUCAAAGCCCACAAAAAUGUCCUGGCGGCUUUCAGCUCCUAUUUCAGGUCAUUAUUCCAAAAUUCCCCCAGUCAGAAGAAUGAGGUUUUCAACUUGGUCAUCCAGGAUGUCAGUGGCAUCGGCCAAAUAUUGGACUACAUGUACACCUCCCACCUUGACAUCAACCAAGACAAUGUGCAAGCGCUCCUGGACAUUGCUCAGUGUUUGCAGGUUCCAAAUGUUCAAAGCAUGUGCAACGCUUUCCUCAAGCCUUGUCCUCCACCAGUGGAAAUCACAUCAUUCUCUCUUCCAGGCAUGCUGAGUUCUGAGCAUGACUGCCUCUUGGGGAGCAAUCUUCCUCAUGAUGUUGACCUGCAAUGUCCCUCUGAAACCUCCAGGCCUGGCUUCAACGGCGACAUUGACCAAAACAAAAGGUUGCCCGUUUCUGUGCCUAACAGCAGCUCGAACUGUGACACAGCAAGCAGCAUGCAGGCACCUGCGGAAAAACAACUUGUCCAUGGUUACAAGCUCCGUAACUUCUAUAGUAAGCAGUACUUUAAACAAAGUGCACUUCAGACUAACAAUGCUGCCUUAAAUCAAGGCCCGUGCCCCUUGGUGCUAAUGGAAGAUCAGCAGUGUCCGCUCGGGGUUAGCCAGGGGGGCAGCAACACUCCCGUAUGCUCAGGAAACACCGUUCAGCCCAAUCCUCCCUGCACGUCUGUGGCAGUCCAAAAGAACAAUGUCUCUUCUUUAACACCCUCCGAUAAUUUGAACACCCCCACUGCUAACUCGGCAGACUCCAUGCUCAACAAACCAGUGCGGCCAAAGAAAGCCGUGUACCUGAAGAAAUACAACUACCUCCGAUCUCAGAAGGCAUUGGAGGAGAUGUUUGCUGAAUCGGUGAGUGAGCCCGUCCUCAGCUGUCCCAAAGAAAGUCAUCAAGAAGAGUCUGUGGUCCAAACUCCAGUUUCAGAAUCCCCCAUCGAGGGACUUAACUCGGACAGGGAGCAGGUUACAGAGACGGCAACAGAUGUGCAACCUCCUAGUCCACCGCCUGAGAACCAAGAGGAACAUCUGAAAACUGUGCCAGAGACACCAGAGACACAGCAGCAGAUACUUAACAAGCAAUAUUGUUGUGAGGUGUGUGGGAAGAUCUUCAAACACCCCAGCAAUCUGGAGCUGCACAAGCGCUCACAUACUGGCGAGAAGCCCUUUCAGUGUAAUGUUUGUGGGAGAUACUUCUCACAGGCUGGAAAUUUACAGACACAUUUGCGGAGACAUUCCGGAGAGAAACCGUACAUCUGUGAGCUGUGUGGUAAAAGCUUUACUGCAUCAGGCGAUGUCCAUCGUCACAAAGUGGUCCACACUGGAGAGAAGCCCCAUCUGUGUGAUAUAUGUGGUCGAGGAUUCAACAACUUGAGCAAUCUCAAGGAGCACAAGAGGACUCACGCCACAGACAAGACAUUCACAUGUGACCAGUGCGGAAAAUCCUUCAACACACACAGAAAACUUCUGAAGCACAAGGCCCGUCACACUGGGGAAAAAACACACAGCUGUGCCACAUGUGGGAAAUGCUUUAUUGGCUCCGGGGACCUGCAGCGUCACAUACGCUCCCACACUGGUGAGAAACCCUACAUCUGCAACGCCUGUGGAAAGAGCUUCACCCGCUCUGCCAUGUUGAGGAGACACAGCAACAUGCACUGCAAAGGUGCUCCAGCUGACAGCCCUGUUACAGACAACUCCGACCCACCCAGUAGCUCAGAUGGAGCGGCCGCGUUCCCCAAACCCGUCAGCCUCGGUAAACCUCCUGCAGCAACCAUUGAUCAGCACUUCCCCAGCAUGAUGCCCCAUGCAGGCUUGGUGAAACCCCCACUGACUACUAGUUCUCCACCACAUAUCGAGAGUCCGGGUCCCACCCGCACACGCCUUCCAGAGCUGCGCUCGCUGGUACCCCACCACCUUCUUUCCUCUAACCACCAGGAAAGCGGUGCAGCCCCGACAGCCACAGACCACAUGAAACUCGCCAAACCACACUUGUCUCAGGAGGUUGUGUAUGGUCCCUAUGUGGAGAAUGGGACCAUGUCUGUGGAGAUGGGCAGAGGUGGGGUGGGCAGGUCAUACCUCCCUCCCACAGACAAUCACAGCAGUUCCCUCAGUUCUUCCAGCAGGCCCAAUAGUGGCUCCUACAGGUCCACUGAAGGUCAGUUUAUCUCCAGUGUGACUCUGUGGGGCCUGGCAAUGAAAACGCUGCAGAAUGAUAACGACAUGGAACAGUAAAAUGUUGGUGAGAUGUUAGAUCAGAGGUUGUGCACUUCACUGAUAGUGAAUUUGUUUUAAUUGGUAUCAACUGGCGCUCGGUUGGUCAUACUGACCUGUAACACACAAACGGUAGCUCUCAUGUAUCCUUUGAUAAAGCAAACGUGAAGUAAUAUGAUUUAUUUAUUUAUAAAUCAAAGAGCUUCCUAGUUUUUUUUCUUAACCGAAAAAAAUACAAAUCUAAGAAAAAUCACAAUAAUUGCCUAAAAAUUCCAAUGUUGUUUUUCUGGUCCCAGUUUGUGAGGUCAAUGCAGGUGUGCUUCUUCAUAUGUCAACAACUAUAUUACCCUUAAUUAUAGAUACAGCAAUGCACCAGUAUUUGGCCUCCUAUAAUUCAGUGUGUUUCCAGGUCUUAAGGUCUAAACCGUAAACAUCACAGUAUGCAUCUCAGUUAAUUACCCUCUUUCACUUUGCAUAUACUGCACUGCACUUUCAACUAUUUUCAACUAUCACUGUCAAAUGUGGCUGUAUUAUAUUCAUAUCUGAAUAACAUACGUACAAUAUGUUUAAUAUUAACACUUGCCGUGUUAAGGUAUUUUACAUUUCUUUGUAAACAAAAAAAGGGUUUUAUUUUUUUUACAUUUCUUUGUAAACAAACAAGAAACAAACAAAAAUCAAGCUUUUGGUGAUAUAUGAGGAGAAACACAGCUCCGUAUUUCUUUCAUGUGCAAUACAAAGUUUGACAUAUUAAUACCAUAAAUGUGAAAACUGCUAUUUGAACGCGUAUCGCACAAAAUCUUAGAUUGUAUUAUAGUUUGUAAAUGUAUAUUUGUAUAUGAACUGAAAACCUAAAUAAAGUUUAGGCUGGUUUACCAUGACAUUCCUGCA